Prosopis cineraria is the source of this 1777-nucleotide messenger RNA. RefSeq names its product glucan endo-1,3-beta-glucosidase 1. The record is from RefSeq and is a predicted model, not a curated record. NCBI's taxonomy places the organism in Eukaryota, Viridiplantae, Streptophyta, Magnoliopsida, Fabales, Fabaceae. The transcript is spliced from 3 exons. Bases 1097 to 1459 code for a protein of 120 amino acids.
UGACCCUUCGGCACAGAGUCAGACCCUCCUCCUCAUCAUCUUCGUUCAUCGGCAUCACAUAUUCUGCUCUGUGCCCCCUUAAUAGCUCACGCUCACAGUUACUGUAUAGUUGGCCAUAGCUCUGUGCUCUAAUAUCUUUUCAAUCCCUCAUUUUUCUGAUUUCUCAUAACUCUUUUUUUUUUCAAUGUUUUGGUUUUAUUUUGAAAAUUUGGACAGUGAUUUGAUGCUUUAAUUUGGUAAUAUUUAUGACUUGAUCUAUAAAUUUUAUGAUAUUGACUGUUUUAUUUUUGCGUAUUUAUUUCAAGGAGAAAUUAUUUUGAAAGCAUGUAAAGGGACUUGAAGCGCACAAGCUAGUCUUGAGAUCACGACUUCAAGAGUCAGCAUUGCAAUUAGGAUAGUAUUUGUGUAAUCGGUGCAUUAAUUAGGCUUAGUUUCUUCUAAUCACUACAUUCCACACAUAAUCAGUUGCCGGGGAAAAAAAAAAAAAAAUCUAAAGUUCAGAAGCAGCUUUGUUAAAGAAAGCUUCAAACUUAGACAAUGACCGGAGAAAACAUUUCUUUUAUGCUUUAGAAGCUUUAGAGGUAACAUUGGGUUUUGCAUGUGCCCGCCACAUUCCUCACUGAGAUCUUUCUGCACACACAUAUAACUGCCAUGGAUUUGUGAUUGUCACGUUGGUUGAUUAAUUAAUUGAUAGUUUAUGCAUCAUCUCAUCUUAUAAUUCUCAUCUAACUUGAAUUGGAAGCAUCCAAAUGGUGUUCAUGGGGCGGCUCAGAUCGGGUAUCAUGCCAGGCUAGCCUGGCCACUUGAUCUCUUGAACACCCCUAAUUUUAGUAUCUUUAGUACUGCCUGUAUAAGGAAAGUGGAAAGGCGCUUCCUUUAACCAAAAUGUUUAUUAUGAAGAAUCAGAUGCUUCAUAAUAAGGAAAAGUGAAACAGUGAGUAGGGAGAACAAGCAAAGGGAAUAAAAGAGAUUAAAAGAAUAAAUCUGAGGAAUUAAUGUCGUUAUAAAACUUCCCAACUUGACCUUUCUUUUCAAACCUGCAAGUCUUGAAUUACCAGCUAAGUCUCUCUGCUGCUUCCUCUAUCUCCUUCAACAAAUGGCAGCACUUCCAUUGACACUGAAGCUAAUGGUGUUGCUGCUUUUCCUGUCAAUAACUCCACCCAGAACAGUAAAUGGUGAGGAUGAGCAAUGGUGCAUAGCUGAUGAGCAGACACCAGAUGAAGAGCUUCAGGCAGCCAUGGAUUGGGCAUGUGGGAGAGGAGGAGCAGAUUGCAGUAAGAUUCAAGAGAAGCAAAGUUGCUUCUUCCCAAACACAGUGAGGAGCCAUGCUUCCUUUGCCUUCAACAACUAUUUCCAGAAGUUCAAGCACUCUGGAGGAUCUUGCUACUUCAGAGGUGCUGCCAUUAUCACACAAGAAGAUCCAAGUCAUGAUUCCUGCCACUAUGACUUCAUUCCCUGAUUCAAAUCAUCAUCAAUAGACUUGAAUGGCUUCAGCAUAAUUUUUGAAUUGCUUGUUGAGUGAAAUGGAGUGCACUUUUGCAGGCCAUCUUAGCCAGAGGCUGAGAAGUUGUUAGAAUCCUUCCUUAAAACCUAGCAUCAGAACAUGCAGAAGUUAGGCAAAUUCUGUGUUUUAAAUCUUGAUGUAUGAACGAUGGAAAUGUUCAAAAAAUUUAAUGUUUUUUCCUUGAAUUACAAAAUGGUUGCGACAUGCUAGACUACUAAAAUAAUGUUAUAGUUUCUCUCAAGUGUUAUUUCAAGUAAGUUAUAAUUGUAUCCA